Molecule: messenger RNA, 1008 nt
Organism: Loa loa (African eye worm)
Lineage: Eukaryota; Metazoa; Nematoda; Chromadorea; Rhabditida; Onchocercidae
Product: CK1/WORM6 protein kinase
Exons: 7
Coding region: 1-1008 (335 amino acids)
Biological process (GO): signal transduction; peptidyl-serine phosphorylation
Cellular component (GO): cytoplasm; nucleus
Molecular function (GO): protein serine/threonine kinase activity; ATP binding
Source: RefSeq, a predicted model, not a curated record
AUGGUAGAAUUUGAUGGUGGUCAAUCGUUGUCGUCUUCGGUGUCAAAAACUAUUGAAAAUCAAAAUCGUUUACCGCAAAUUGAUGAUAUUGUAAAAUCGUCCAAUCGUACCUAUCAUUUGAUUGCUGUUUUAGGUGAGGGUGGAUAUGGAAAGGUAUUUCAUGCGAUACAAAAUGGCAAAAGUUAUGCAUUGAAGGCAGAGAAGUAUAGAAGUUCGAUGCUUCAUAUUGAAAUUGCCGUAUUGAAGACAGCAUUGAAAAGAGGAGCUGAGCAUAUCUGUGAAUUGCAUGAUUAUGGUGCAGUGAAACCAGACUUCGUCUUUAUGGUAGUAACACUUUUGGGUAAGGACUUGUAUAAAUUACGUAACGAGCAACCCGACCGACAUUUUUCAAUCAGUUCUGCAGUUCGUGUUGGUAUACAUACUUGCAAGGCUAUCGAAGAAUUGCACAGUUGCGCAUUUCUUUCACGAGAUAUCAAACCUGGAAAUUAUGCGGUUGGAUUGGAAAUAAAUAAACAACACAAAAGAUUUUUCUUAUUCGAUUUUGGAUUGGCACGAAGAUAUCUUGAUAAAAAUGGAAAGCAUCAGAAAUCGAGAGGUGAAGUUGGUUGGCGCGGUACCACGCGAUAUGGCUCAUUGAAAGCGCAUCAAAAACAAGAUUUAGGAAGACGGGAUGAUCUGGAAUCUUGGUUUUACUGUUUGGUAGAAAUUACUUGCGGUAUGUUACCGUGGCGACAUGUUGCUGAUCGUAAUAUUGCAUAUCAAGGUAAAGUGAAAGCGCGAAAGGAAGGACGAAAAGAAUUCUUAGCAAACUGUCCGAAACAAUAUGACUUUAUUAUGGCACUUAUUGAUCGCUUGAGUUUUGCGGAUCAACCGAAUUACAAUGAUAUAUACAAGCUUCUGGAUCAGGUAAGGGAAGAACACAGUGUGCUGAUGGACGCGUUGUAUGAUUGGGAGGAAGAGGAGACGACAACCCCGCAACAAAUGGAAGGUGGGCAAGUAACAGAAUAG